This is a messenger RNA of Fonsecaea nubica, 1680 nucleotides long. RefSeq lists its product as hypothetical. Bases 1 to 1680 code for a protein of 559 amino acids. Gene Ontology annotation, biological process: protein phosphorylation; mitotic DNA damage checkpoint signaling. NCBI's taxonomy places the organism in Eukaryota, Fungi, Ascomycota, Eurotiomycetes, Chaetothyriales, Herpotrichiellaceae. Gene Ontology annotation, cellular component: nucleus. Gene Ontology annotation, molecular function: ATP binding; protein serine/threonine kinase activity. The transcript is spliced from 2 exons. The record is from RefSeq and is a predicted model, not a curated record.
AUGAAAUUAGCGAAGACUGCCAGAGGCGUUCUUAAAAGCCUACGGGCAAAACAGACCAUUCUACAGUCUACAAAGGCACCCAAGGCAUUCCUGUCGCGUCACCAUGUCUUGUUAAGCGAUUCCGGGGUGGGAGACACGCCUGAGAAGGAAGCUGAACGCGAGUCUGAGUCCACGCGUCAUCGGGAGAAGGCACGGCGGCCCGCAGCAGGGAUCCCAGGGAAAGAAGUGAGAGAGCAUCCCGAGCAACCUAACAUGGGGCAGACUUCAAUUGCCAUCCAUGAGGAUGCACCAGAACAACUUCGUGGUGGUGAAGGAGACGUGGACAACAUGGCUCAGUUCGAGGCAGAAGAAGAGGACUCUGUCGCGGAAUCUGUGUCAGAUUCAGAGAGCGAUGAGGACGAUGUCGAUGAGAGUGUAGUCGAUGACAUGCGCCGACUCGAGGAAAGCUUCAAAGGCAUCUCCCAGAAGUACCGACUCAUCAACCGCAUUGGCGAAGGCACGUUCUCUACCGUCUACAAGGCCGAAGCACUACUUCAGCCGGACGAGUUGGACCAGGAAAACGAAGACCCUACGAACGAAUCCUAUUCCGAGAUGCCCCCUUCAAAGAGGCGGAAAACAAGCGUUGCAUCAAGCACGGUCAACGGAUCACGAAAGAAGGGUCUGAUUGUCGCGUUGAAGAAGAUCUAUGUGACAUCUUCACCUCACCGGAUCAUGAAUGAGCUCGAGCUUUUACACGAACUACGCCACUCCCCAUACAUCUGUCCACUGUUGACAGCUUUCCGCCACCUCGACCAGGUCGUUGCGGUACUUCCAUACUUUAGGCACCUCGAUUUUCGCCUGUACUAUCGCGAGUUCCUGAUCAAUGACAUGCGGCAUUACUUUCGUUGUCUCUUCAACGGUCUGGCCCAUGUGCACAAAGCGGGGAUCCUCCAUCGCGACAUCAAGCCCACCAAUUUCCUCUACGACCACUCGAGGCGGCAGGGUGUUCUGGUCGACUUUGGGCUGGCCGAGAGGCAAGGGACCGACUGGCAACCAUGUCUCUGUACUGAGUCCAGGGAGAGAAGAAGAGACAAAUUUAUCAAUUCAUAUGCGGUGCAGGUUAUGCAGUCCUCGCCUGAGAAGAUGUCGACCGGCUUCCCCAAGAAUGAUAGCCGGCCAUCUCGGAGAGCAAACAGAGCAGGGACCCGGGGUUUUCGAGCACCCGAAGUCUUAUUGAAAUGCACCUCCCAAACCACCAAAAUCGAUAUCUGGUCAGCUGGAGUGAUCCUUCUCACCCUUCUGGCACGACGAUUUCCCUUCUUCAAUAGCGCUGAUGAUGUCGAUGCCAUGAUUGAGAUGGCUUCUAUAUUUGGCCGGAAGAAGAUGCAAGCUGUAGCAGCAAUGCAUGGCCAGGUCUUCGAAACCAACAUCGAGACUAUUGGCGAACGUGGCUUCACGUUUGAAAAGAUCAUUAUCUGGGCCAGUUGCCGUGAGAAAGAGCAGGACAGCCUUCGGCCGGGAGAAGCUCAAGCAGUGGCAUUUCUGCAUGGACUUCUCGAACUUGACGCUGGGAAACGAAUGACGGCAAGGGAGGCAUUGCAGCACGAAUUCCUUACCGCGCCCGUCGAGGAUGAAGAGGAGCGAGCUGAGAGAGAAGCUCAAGAAGCAUUCGACGAAGAGGCGAGAGCAGCACGUCGGUGA